CUCGAGACGCCAUUUCUAUGCGGAGAGAGAUUUGUGCGAAAUAUCAAUGUUUACAACAAUUAUACCAUAAAUACAGUGAAUGACAAGUGAUUGUCACGACUGGCCAUCACUUGACGGCCAGACAAUGGACCGAAACCAGUGCUGAAGACAAUUAGCGCCACUUUGUUCUCACGCCUUCACUACUCGUCGCACAGUUUUGAGCGCUUUAUUGAAGUUUUGAGUUGUUUUGAACGAUGAAUGCAUUGGAGUCAACACAACCGCACGUGUGUUGUCUUCGACCAACACUUGUGACAAGACAUGAGUCCCAAACCCCACACCAUAUGAGCCGCAACUCUCACCACAACACCCGUUAACUCAUCGAUGGCUGCAAUCAAUGACCACAUGAUUAGUACCGACUCUAAAGAGUCGGUCGAAACUAAAACAGAUCUAAACCACAAAUGUGUGGAUAUUAUCGACAAAAGUGUCAACAAUUUUCCUCCGAAGAGUGAAAUGACUCGACAAAUGUCUUUGCCGUCGACUCUGCCAUCGAUGCAAACAUCCAAUCAUUUGUCGGCAAAUAGCGCGCCAUUUCUAUCGCCGCCGCAGUCGACCUCCAGUGCGGAUCCGGUGCACGACUUGCCUCCGGAACUGUUGCAGAAGGGGUGGCGAUGUUUCUGGAGUAAGCGUGAGGGCAGACCUUAUUUCUACAAUAAGGUCUCAAACGAGUCCUUAUGGGAAAUGCCACAAAUCGGCGGUCAAUACGACCCCAUCACUGAUCCGCUGGGCAUACAGUCAUCAGUGCCGCCAACGCCUACAGAUCCGACAACUCCCACAACAAUUCCCUCCAAUUUCUCUCAUUGGCCGCAAAGAGCGGGCGAUAAGAGAUCGCUUUCAAUGGACGACGCGAUAAGCGGUGGACCGCCGGCUAAACGGCUUGUGCUCAGCGGACCCUUUGAUCUGGAAGUGCACACCAAUUGUGUCAUUUGGGAGAGACCUCCUGUCCUUCAAUUUCACUCGCAUCCAGAGGUGGAGUCAUUGCGGGCGGCGUUGGUCUUGAAAUUGAGACAACAGUUCCACGAGAUGUGUCACUCCAGAGAGAACAUCGAAGCGCCCAAAGAGUCGUUCAAUCGCUGGCUUAUGGAGAGGAAAGUGGUGGACAAGGGAUGCGAUCCAAUGAUGCCGAGCGAGUGCUUCUCGGAGGUGUCGCGAGCCAUGUAUAACGAGAUAAUGAAUGACAUUCCCAUCAAACUAUUUAAACCCAAAUUCUCGGGCGAAGCGCGAAAGCAAUUGUCGAAAUACGCGGAAGCGGCCAAAAAGAUGAUUGAAUCGCGAAACGCGUCGUCCGAGAGCCGCAAGAUUGUCAAGUGGAACGUUGAGGACGCCUUCCAAUGGAUCCGCAAGACAUUGAACGCCACUUUCGAGGACUACCAGCAGCGGCUCUCUCACCUCAAACAGCAGUGUCAGCCGCACAUCACCGAAGCCGCCAAAGGCUCCGUCGAAGCCAUUUGUACCAAAAUAUAUCACUUGUCGUGUGAAUACGCAAAGAAAUGCCAUCAAAAGAAUACCGAAAUCAUGGCCGCAGACGGACUCAAAGAGAGCUGUCCGUUAAGGGUUCAGAACCCGAAAAAGGUAUAUUGUUAUCCGGUAGUGUUGGCUCAUCCGUGUCCUAAAUUGCCCGCCGUUCACAUCUUCACCGAUAAGGACACAACACAUCUGAGGUAUAAAAACGAUUCGUUGCGUAUAAGCACUCUAUACCUGCAAAAGUUGGAACAACUCUAUCGGUACAACUGUUUCGAUGACCGCAAGUUUAACCUAUUUUUGUCACGUGUUUGGUCUCUACUCAAGAGAUAUCAAACAUGGUUUGGCACAAACGAGAGUUCGCCCACUCAGGGAGCGCUUCCACUAUCGGUGUUCUCAGUUCUUCAGAAACACUUUGGCGUCACGUUUGAGUGCUUUGCGUCGCCUCUCAACUGCUAUUUCAGACAAUAUUGUUCCGCAUUCGCCGACACCGAUGGCUACUUCGGGUCGCGAGGACCAAUACUCAACUUCAAUCCGGUUUGCGGAUCAUUCGAAGUGAAUCCUCCAUUUUGUGAAGAACUAAUGGAAACAACGGUCGAUCAUUUCGAUAAAUUGUUGGCCAACUCUCCCGAACCGCUCUCAUUCAUAGUGUUUGUGCCCGAAUGGAGAGAUCCGGUGCCAAAAGUGAUAACCAAACUUGAAAGCAGUAAAUUCAAGCGCAAACAUCUGGUGAUCCCGGCGUUUGAACACGAGUACAGAAACGGUUGUCAACACGUGUGCGACAAAAACGACGUGAACUUGAAGUCAGCGCACGGGACGCUCAUUGUCUUCCUUCAGAACGACUCGGGUUUUUUGAAAUGGGGUCCGACUCCUGAACGACUCGAUGAACUCAUUGAGGCCUAUAAGUGCGGCAGAGAUAAGGAGAUCCCAAUCCUGUCACCCCCUCCCACACCUAUUAAUCAUCAAAAGAGCGAAACUGACAAACAGUUAAACUCCGAAAGUGGACACAAAGACGACAACUCUAUCAGUGUUUCGAGCAGUGAAUAAACAAUCGCUUCAAAACUCCUUUAAUCGUUUGAUUUUGUAUUCAAUACAAACUUUUAGUUUUAGAUUUUAUUGUAUAUAAAUUACAUUUUAGUUUUCAUAUGUUAUUAUUAUUCAUUAAAUUGUAUAUAUUUAUCACAAAUACC
Messenger RNA from Medioppia subpectinata, 2687 nucleotides. The record is from the annotation of a GenBank genome assembly. Lineage: Eukaryota; Metazoa; Arthropoda; Arachnida; Sarcoptiformes; Oppiidae.